Scomber japonicus (chub mackerel) is the source of this 1383-nucleotide messenger RNA. RefSeq names its product ELAV like neuron-specific RNA binding protein 4 (gene elavl4). The transcript is spliced from 9 exons. Lineage: Eukaryota; Metazoa; Chordata; Actinopteri; Scombriformes; Scombridae. Gene Ontology annotation, molecular function: RNA binding. Gene Ontology annotation, cellular component: ribonucleoprotein complex. The record is from RefSeq and is a predicted model, not a curated record. The coding region runs from base 1 to 1383 and encodes 460 amino acids.
AUGUUCGAAAUAAGCCGAACACUCAACGCUGCUUUGUUGAGCAAUGAGCAUCUCAAGAUGAUGGCGAGGUAUGGGCAGCUCUCGGGACUAGCAGCCAGUGGCGUGGGCUCCGUCCCCGAGACGCACUCGCCGCUAUUUCCCAGGGAUCUCCUGUCAUCGCCAGCCCAGAUGGGCUACAGGUCACCCCUGGGGUCGACAGAGACACAGUGGCGUCAGGCAGAGCUCCCACAGCUCCAGGGCUGGGCAGAGAAGGGAUUGCUGACACAGCCAAAGAUGAUCAUCAGUAACAUGGAGGCUCCAGUGACAAAUGGCCCCAGCGGAGGAGGCACCACAGCCAACGGGCCUACCAACAACAGCCGUGGCUGCCCCUCACCCAUGCAGACUGGCCCUACAAAUGACGACAGCAAGACCAACCUCAUUGUUAACUACCUGCCCCAGAACAUGACCCAGGAGGAGUUCCGCAGCCUGUUUGGUAGCAUAGGGGAGAUUGAGUCCUGCAAACUGGUUCGUGACAAGAUCACAGGUCAGAGUCUGGGCUACGGCUUUGUCAACUACAUCGAUCCAAAGGACGCAGAGAAAGCCAUCAACACGUUAAAUGGACUCAGACUUCAGACCAAAACAAUCAAGGUGUCAUAUGCACGACCUAGCUCAGCCUCCAUCCGUGACGCCAACCUGUAUGUAAGCGGCCUGCCCAAGACUAUGACCCAGAAGGAACUGGAGCAGCUCUUCUCCCAGUAUGGACGCAUCAUCACUUCCCGCAUCCUUGUCGACCAGGUCACUGGCCCCGCAGGUGGCUCCCGAGGUGUGGGCUUCAUCCGCUUUGAUAAGAGGAUAGAGGCUGAAGAGGCCAUCAAGGGCCUGAAUGGACAGAAGCCAUCAGGUGCCGCUGAGCCUAUUACGGUCAAGUUCGCCAACAACCCCAGCCAGAAGACCAGCCAAGCCCUUCUGUCGCAACUCUACCAGUCCCCCAAUCGCCGAUACCCAGGCCCUCUCCACCACCAGGCUCAGAGGUUCAGGCUGGACAAUUUGCUUAAUAUGGCCUAUGGCGUAAAGAGGUUUUCUCCCAUCACCAUUGACAGCAUGACCAGCCUGGUUGGCAUGAACAUCCCUGGGCACACCGGCACUGGCUGGUGCAUCUUCGUGUACAACCUGUCCCCAGAUUCCGAUGAGAGUGUGCUCUGGCAGCUGUUUGGGCCGUUCGGUGCAGUCAACAAUGUCAAGGUGAUCCGUGACUUCAACACCAACAAGUGCAAAGGCUUCGGCUUCGUCACCAUGACGAAUUAUGACGAGGCGGCCAUGGCCAUCGCCAGUCUCAACGGCUACAGGUUGGGCGACCGCGUCUUGCAAGUCUCCUUCAAGACUAACAAGACACACAAGUCCUGA